Messenger RNA from Eruca vesicaria subsp. sativa (arugula), 1453 nucleotides. NCBI's taxonomy places the organism in Eukaryota, Viridiplantae, Streptophyta, Magnoliopsida, Brassicales, Brassicaceae. The record is from the annotation of a GenBank genome assembly.
UUGCUUAAACUUUUAAGAAUUAAAAAAAAUAUAAAAAAUAAUGUAAUUAUGGAAGACACGACGCUUAAUCAAGCAUCACAAACACCGUGGCUUAUGAGACACGUGUCGGUCAUGGAGCUCUCCGUGUCUCUUUCUCUCUCGCUCUCGCCUCUGUCUCGUGUUCUCUCUCAAAACAAUCGACGGUGAUCUCUCGUCGAUCUUGUCCUUGUCGGAACCAGUUGAUGAUGUCUUUGGACGGAAUCAAUCUGCGUGUCCUUGGCUCUCCUCAACGCCUCCUUGAUCUCUCCUCGAAGAUGAAAGCUAAUGAGCAUUCAUCAAUCCUUUCUUCGUCGCAUGUGUAUUAGCAGUCCCCGAGUUAAGAUUCUUUUCAGUUGCUAAGCCCAGUAGAAGAUUGAGAUUGGGAUUACAAAAGAAUAUGACUUGGAGUGUUUGCAGGGAUCAGAGCAGUUCAUCCCGAAACUGAAGCCCAUGCACAAGAAGCUAUAGAAGCAAUCAAAUCCGAGAAAGUUAUCGCUGUGCCAACAGAUACCCUGUAUGGAUUCUCCUGUGAUGCUUGCGGUGAACCUGAUAUAUGAGAUCAAAGGCCGGAAGCUUACAUGCCCUUUAGCCAUCUGCGUUGGAGAUGUAUCAGAUAUUGAGAGAGUUGCUACCACAAAUCACAUACCUCACGGUUUACUCCACUCGCUCUUGCCUGGUCCAGUCACUCUUGUCCUUCAACGAGGUGAGUCAAGCAUUCUUGAAAGAUCAUUAAAACCUGGGAUUGAUACCAUUGGAGUAAGGGUUCCAGAUUGUGAUUUCAUUAGGGAAGUAUCCAGAGGUUUGGGCAGUGUAUUGGCUCUUACAAUUGCUAAUCUAAAAGGGCGUCAAGGACCAACAAUAGUUGAUUUGAGUAAAGUAGGAAAGUAAAAGGUCAUUAGACCUGGAAGCGCAGAGCAAGCAACAGUAGCAAUUCUUGAGAAGUAUUUGGAAGAAUGUUAAGAGAAGGAAGCUGGUUAUAAACUCUGAAUCUGACUUUGAAGAAUUUGAAGGUUUUGCUUUGGUUCUUACUCUGUUUUUGGUAUUGGUUUAAGUUAUCAGCUCAUAUGCAUGUUUUUUUUUUUGAACAUUUUCUUGCUCAUAUGCAUGUUUAUUUUGUUCAUUUAUUAUACAAUGAUCUUGUGAUGGAAGCUUGUCAUCACAUAAUGGUUUGUAAAUUAGUUAAAUGUAUUGGGAGCUCUUUAACAAGAUUUCCCAGAAUUCCAGUCCAGCUUCGUUUCAGCUGGUUUUUACCUCUUCGAAGAAUUCUGAACCACGCAAAUUCAAGGUUUAUUACUUUGGUGCCUACUGGUAUCGAUAUGUCUUUAUUAGCUACUGUUUUUUUCUCCUUCUCUGUACUGGAGUAUGUUUGCAGUAGUUGGUUUAUGAAUUACGACCAGUUUGGUCAUGAACUCUAUAUUGGAAGGAAUGAUUAAGC